This is a messenger RNA of Necator americanus (New World hookworm), 525 nucleotides long. RefSeq lists its product as uncharacterized. NCBI's taxonomy places the organism in Eukaryota, Metazoa, Nematoda, Chromadorea, Rhabditida, Ancylostomatidae. The transcript has 4 exons. The record is from RefSeq and is a predicted model, not a curated record. The coding region runs from base 1 to 525 and encodes 174 amino acids.
AUGGGAGGAUCGCGUGAUCGGCUUGUUCAAGUUGUCCUGAAGAUGCCACCAGACUCAAUCAGGAAAAGGCCUCUUGGGUCAGUAAAGAAAGUUCCGGACGGAGCAAGAAACAUAUAUUGGGAUGGUCUCAUUAAAUAUGCCUCAAUGAAAUGUGCGGUGGUUCCUGUUUUACUGCUAGCCUUUUUUCCCGGCGUUGCUGCUGCGCUUGACAGCUCGCAUCUUAAAGUUAUUAUCUCUUUGUCAAUAAUUUUCGUGGUCCUAGUAGUUGCUGGCGUAGCGAUCUUCUGUUUUAUUGAGUGGAGAGAGAAAAAGAAGAAGAUGUUGAGGGAACAGUUAAUGAAGGAGGAGGAAGAACGGGAAGAACGUAGAAGACAAGAAGAAGAAGAAAAGAAGAAGAGAGAUGAGUCUAAGAAGAAGAAAGAGAAGGCGAAAAAGAAGAAAGAAAAACCACAGGAAAAGAAACAGAUAGCUAAACCAUUUGAAGAUGAUGAUCUGUGCGACACGCAGACUAUUGUGACGCUAUGA